Messenger RNA from Contarinia nasturtii (swede midge), 3475 nucleotides. It is a transcript of the gene GPHR, whose product is annotated as Golgi pH regulator. Gene Ontology annotation, biological process: intracellular pH reduction. Bases 2060 to 3427 code for a protein of 455 amino acids. Gene Ontology annotation, cellular component: Golgi cisterna membrane. NCBI's taxonomy places the organism in Eukaryota, Metazoa, Arthropoda, Insecta, Diptera, Cecidomyiidae. The record is from RefSeq and is a predicted model, not a curated record. The transcript has 8 exons. Gene Ontology annotation, molecular function: voltage-gated monoatomic anion channel activity.
GCUGUCUGUUUGUAUAUUUGGUUUUUGCUCACAUAAAUUUGUAUUCGUCUUUUUGCAGAAUAUUCUGUAUGUUAUUGUUUUCUUCUUAGGCCGUCAUAUCAUACUCUUCUAUCACAGCGGACGACAUUUCUGAAAUCGCACCUGUAUAUCUUUGGCCCCGAUUUAUGCAGGAUAAAUAGAUUAAGAAAAAAUAUUGAAGUUUGAAAAUUCAGUUUAAUUUCGUUAAGACCAUAGAUGUCGUUGACCUCUGAAACAUGAUCAAUACCUUUCCAAUGAUACCUUAACCCUCUAAUGCAUUAUUUUUUCGACAUGAUUAUUUUGGCUUAUAAUUCUUUAAAAAAGUAAUGAAAAUGCAAAAAUAAUAUGCCUAAAGGCAGGGAUAUGCAUUACAGAGUUAAACGUCGAAAUCGAAUAAUCCGUUCGAAUAAUUCAGCAUCUUAAAAAUGUCAUAUGGUUUUCCUAUAAAAUUCAUUUGAUUUUUUGUGUGUGCGCGAAAUUUUGCUUAAUGUUUUUGAAAUUUUCUGUGAUUCUUUUUGUAUGGCACUUUAUUUCGAUUUGGCCGCUAUGUUGGUCGCAGCCUCAGAACUCAUUUUUUGACUCAGGAAACCAAAAUUUGAAACGCAUUAUUUCUAAUAUCAAUUAUUUUAGUGGUUCCAAAAAGAGGUACUUUUUGGAACCUUCACAAUAAAAUCAAGAGGCUUCAAACUUUUUUUUAUGAAAAAAUUAACCUAAGCAAAGUUUCACGCCGGCUCGAUAUUCGAGCUGAGAGAAGCAAUACACUUGCCAAACAGUUGAUAUCAGAAUAAAAAACCUCUCUUUGCGAGAUUAAGAAGGAGCAUGACUCUGUGUGAACAGAUUGGACAUACAAAAGGACUGAUAUCAAUUUUAAUGAGACUUCAAAAAGAUCAAACAAAAGUUUCAAAACUAAAUCCACAAAAUGAAACGAAAUAGUUCAUCACAGUUGCGAUUAGAUUAGACCAGGGGGAAAAUUUAUAAUUUAAAAAAGUGCAGAAUUGAAUGUUGAAUUUUGUACGAAUGGGAAAAAUGAAGUCGAAACUGUGACGCACUAUUUCAUUAUUUUUGAAAUGUUGUAAACAAUAAAACUUUUGGUUCUAUUUAGAAUUUUUUUUAUUAUUAACCUCGCAAAGUAUAUUAGUAAAUGGAAGGAAGUUCUGCAACAUUUUGAACAUAGGGUUAUCUACCAAACUAAAAAACAAGAAAAAUAUUAGUAAAAACUAGUACAUAGCGAAGCCAACUUAAUACUAAUAUGCGUACAAUUUGUACGUCUAACUACCAAAAGAACCAACUUCAUGAACUAGAAAAACUUGCAAAACAAGAUCGGAUGUCCCCAUUGUUUUGAAUGCACAAAUGUAUAAUUUUUUAUUCACAGUACACAGGAAAAUCGUAUACCAAUUAUUUUCUUUCAAUUUUUUUAAUAUUGAUAUUUUCAUUUUAUUUUAUAUAUUGAAAUUGGAUAGUGGAUGGGAAAGAUCCAGGCGAAAAUUAAACUUUACCAAUCGAAUUACAAUAUUCGGCGUUCAAUAUUCUGAACAUUCCAAUUACAGUGAACUUGAAAGAUUUGUACGAUUCCUUCAACCAAAAAGAGUAUUCAGUACGGUGCCAAUUUGCAGCAAAAACUUAUCAAAAACUGUGAAAAUUCCUGAUGCAUGGCUCAAUCCAAAAUUCGAACCAACAACUAAAAGUUACCAAAAAAAUAUCAUGGAUUUUUUGGUUAAAAAAACAUUCUAAUAUAUAAUAUUCAUAAUGAAAAAGAAAAUUAAAAUUAAUUUGAAAAUAACGUACGUUCUUUUAUAACCUGAACGAGUCAUUAGCUACGUUGACAUAUAUAUGUUAUGUCAACUAGACAAUUCAUACAAACGUUUAUAUGGAACAUUAAUUUAAAAAAAAAAUUGUAGACAAUAAAUACAUAUAUAUAUUUAAAAUUAUAUAUGUGACUUCAUGUUUGUUUUCUUGAAAAAGCAAUAUUACAAAAAAUCCGCAUGUGUUGGCGACAAGUGUUCAUAAAAUGUGUUUCCAAAUACAAUAGUGCUAACAUAUUAUGGGUUUUUUUGAAGAUUCUAUCAUUAUUUUAGUCUCCCAGAUUUGUUUUUUCGCCGGUGGCUGGACAUUUUUUGUUAGGCAGUUAUUUAGAGACUAUGAAGUCCGUCAUGUGUCUGUUCAGUUAAUAUUUUCGUCAACAUUUGCUUUGUCACUUACAAUGUUCGAACUAAUAAUAUUUGAAAUUAUUGGUUUAUUAGAAUCAAGCUCUAGAUAUUUCCAUUGGCGUUUGGAAUUAACGCUUUUACUGUUUAUGGUUAUUGCUUUGAUUCCAUUUUACAUAGCUUACUCCAGUAUAAAUAACAUAUCUUUCGUGCCACCAAAAUGGGUAGUUCCAUUAACUUUGAGCGUUUGGAUUUUGUUUUUGUAUGGAUUUUGGCGAAUCGGUGACCCGUUCCCAUUAUUAUCACUGAGUGUAUCCCAUGGGGUUUUCAGAAUUGAACAAGCUGUUUCUCGAAUUGGAGUAAUCGGUGUUACAGUAAUGGCCAUUUUAUCUGGAUUUGGUGCUGUCAAUUAUCCAUAUACGAGUAUGACAUAUUUCAUACGACCUGUUUCACAAACGGAUGUGUUAACACUCGAAAGACGGUUGUUGUUAACGAUGGAUAUGAUUUUAGCAAAGAAAAAACGUAUUGCAAUAGAUCGUAAGCAAAAUAAAACACAUUCAACACGACAAGGGAUUUGGGGCAUGCUGACUUCAAAGUUAACGUCAGGAACAGAAAAUAUUGGACAGCUUCGCUUGGAAAUUGGGGGCUUAGAAGAACUAUCUCGACAGCUAUUUUUGGAAGUACAUGCAUUGAGAAAUAUGCAAGAACGACAAAGAUGGGCACGCACAUUACAGGGCAAAUAUUUCAACGUGCUUGGACACUUCUUCAGUUUAUAUUGUAUGUGGAAAAUCUUCAUUUGUACGAUAAAUAUUAUAUUCGAUCGAGUAGGAAAAAAAGACCCCGUAACACGUGGAAUAGAAAUUGCUGUUCAUUGGUGUGGACUAGAAAUGGAUAUUGCAUUUUGGAGUCAACAUGUAUCAUUUUUUCUCGUAGGUUGUAUUGUUGUUACAUCAAUACGUGGUCUUCUUCUUACUCUAACUAAGUUUUUCUACAAGAUUUCAUCAAGCAAAUCUUCAAAUAUCAUUGUAUUAGUAUUAGCUCAAAUAAUGGGUAUGUACUGUGCAGCAUCUGUUCUUCUGAUGAGGAUGAAUAUGCCUCCAGAAUAUCGAGUCAUUAUAACUGAGGUACUUGGAGGUCUGCAUUUUAAUUUCUAUCAUCGCUGGUUUGAUGUAAUUUUCCUGGUCAGCGCAUUGUCGACAAUUGGAAUAUUAUAUUCAUUACAUAAACCACAUAACAGUGAAAAUGAAUUUAUCCUGAGUAAAUGAGAUAUUAAAUGGAUUUAAAUUAAAAUAAACUUAAGGUGUUGAAAAAAA